This is a messenger RNA of Morone saxatilis (striped sea-bass), 2298 nucleotides long. It is a transcript of the gene fstl3, whose product is annotated as follistatin-like 3 (secreted glycoprotein). The record is from RefSeq and is a predicted model, not a curated record. The coding region runs from base 164 to 955 and encodes 263 amino acids. Lineage: Eukaryota; Metazoa; Chordata; Actinopteri; Moronidae. Gene Ontology annotation, molecular function: activin binding; protein binding. The transcript has 5 exons. Gene Ontology annotation, biological process: multicellular organism development; cell differentiation; regulation of BMP signaling pathway.
GGGGAACGACAUCACUUAUCCACAACACAUUCAUUCACAUAAGGGAGAGCUACUUCUAGAGUGGAGUUAGAGUGAUCCGCUCUGUCUGGAACAUCACUUCUUCUUGCUGAUAUUUGCUUAGACAAGCUUUCAGAAUAAGGUUUUGUACUAACCAGAGUACACAAUGAGCUUUUUCAUCUAUGUUUUUGGUGUGAUUCUCACUUUGUAUCAGAUUGGAAGGAAUCCUGCCAGUGCUGGGAUGUGCUGGCUGCAGCAGAGUCAAGACCAAAGGUGCGACAUGGUGCUGAUGAGAGGGGUGACCAGAGAGGAGUGCUGUGCCGGGGGCCGCCUGGACACAGCGUGGUCCAACACCAGCCUGCCCAUGAAUGAGGUCAGCCUGCUGGGCUUCCUGGGAAUUGUCUCCUGUAAACCAUGCAAAGAGACUUGUGAGGGAGUCAAAUGCAGUCCUGGGAAGGUUUGCAAAAUGAAGACGGGAAGGCCCCAGUGUGUGUGCUCUCCAGACUGCUCUCACAUUUCCCGGAAGCAUGCUGUGUGCGGCAGCGAUGGGAAGUCAUAUAUGGAUGAGUGUACUCUGCUGAUGGCCCGCUGCAUGGGACACCCGGACCUGGAGGUCAUGUACCAAGGAGACUGCAAAAAGUCGUGCUCCAGCGUGGUGUGUCCAGGCACCCACACCUGCGUGACUGACCAGACCAACAGUGCUCACUGUGUCAUGUGCCGCACAACUCCUUGCCCAAUACCCAUGCUGUCUGAGCAGGCGAUCUGUGGCAAUGACAACAUCACUUACCCCAGCGCCUGCCACCUCCGCCGGGCUACCUGCUUCCUCGGCCGCUCCAUAGGAGUCCGCCACUACGGCCACUGCAACAUUCUUGACUCUGUUUUUGUGCAGACCCCCCUCGGAAAUCACACCAUUUGGAAGGCAGCGAGGAAAACGCAGUCUAGACAGACAACCCCUUGACAUGGCCCUUUUUCAAGAGAUGAGUUGGUCGACUUCCAAGUGUCACACCACUAGCUUCCCAUGAUGACCUCUUUUUUUUCUCUGACAAUCACUCCCCCUCCCCUUUGUGCACAGAAUGACAAUUUGUUUUGAUAUUGAAGACCACUGCUGGAAGACAUACAUUAGCCUCAAAAAGAGCUACAAAUACCUGUGAGCAAUUUGUGUCAAUCUUGGAUCAGUUUGGAAAAUAGAGGCAGGUGAACACGUGUCUCAAGAUAGAAAUAUCUUGUGAGCUCUUUGGGAGAUGUGUGCAUAUUGUAAAUAGAAUACCACUACUAUUUAUUGGAGAAGGUAUCAAACUCUAUUUAUAUUUUUAUCCUAGUAACAAAUCCAUAUAUCCUUGGGAAAGCUGAUGCAAAAAAAUGUAUUUAUUGUGUUUUGUUUAUUGUAUAUGUACAAAGGCGGUCACUGGCAUGGGCAAGUUUUUUUUUUUAAAACAGUUUUUACAGUCUUCAUUCCCCACAAACAAACAGUUUUCCCUCAUAAACUGAUUGAAAGCAAUGGUAAUUUGUUUGGAAAGUUGAUACCACUUUAUAGCUCGCCAGUGUGGUUUAAAUUCACCACAAACAACAACAUGACUACAUACAGUUGUACUGUAUGUAGCUUUGGUCUGGAGGUGAGGAAGGGGUUCAGUCUAAACAAACCUGUAUAGUCCCCCCCCCCCCCCCCCCUCCCCUCUCUGGAUCCUGAUCCAAACUCUCGGCCACCCGCUGAUCACUAAAAUUAACAGUUUGGUUGUGUUUGUAGGAGUCUCAGAAGACUGUUGGUACAACCCCAAACCCUCUACAAUACCUCCUCUGUUGAGUGCUUGGCUUUGUUUUCUAAAUGCAUUUUUGUAGGUCAUGCUAGUUCAUUCCGGUUGCUGUUUUGCUGCUUUGAUUUGAUUGGAAUUUUAUACUGGACAGACAAAUCUAAUUGGCGUCAUCCGAUUGAAAGGGGAAUUCAAUUUGUCUGAGAAUGGACCACAAUUUAGGCCAAUUGAACAUACCUGAUUAUACUGCCGUCAGAGAAGAGUCAAUCUGUUCAUUGUUGACUGUGGUAAACUGGUGGAUAUCAAUACAAAUGGCCAGUUUCGAAUGGUCAAGUGAUCCAAUUUAAUCUUUCAACUUCAAGCAGAUGUCUGAAAUACUUUCAAUAAUCCUUUCAGUGUAUUAUGGAACAUUUCAAUGACUCUCCUGUAAAUAACAGUCUCAUGUGUACCUACCUGUGUACCUACUGUGAAAUUUGAAUGAUGAAUGCAUCAACAUAUUUUUGUAUUUUUGUACUGCCAUUUCAAAACAACAUAAAGUUUAACAUUUGUCACA